Helobdella robusta is the source of this 405-nucleotide messenger RNA. RefSeq lists its product as hypothetical. The transcript has 2 exons. Bases 1 to 405 code for a protein of 134 amino acids. Lineage: Eukaryota; Metazoa; Annelida; Clitellata; Rhynchobdellida; Glossiphoniidae. The record is from RefSeq and is a predicted model, not a curated record.
AUGGUAAGAUUCGCCGAUCGUUUGAUGCCCGUCUAUCUGCAACACGAGGACAAUCAAACAUUUGUCACAGUUGAGGAGUCUGCAUGCAACUGGUUUGGUGUGGUGAGCUGGGGGGAUGGUACAACCUCUAUGGCACGGGAGGCAUUGCAAAGAGAUGCAAAAGAGAGAAACAACAGAAUUCUUAACAACGUCAUUCACACUGUUGAUGUUCUAGCGGAACCCGAGGAACACGCUCUUGAUAUCUCCAAGAAAGAGAACACGGAACUCCAGGUGAGAGCAUAUUUCAAGAUGUCCAUAAAACAUGGAAGAGUUAGCUCAGACGUUAGAAGUGCCAUGUCUCGCGCCGUUCUGAUGCCGGUAGGACCUGCUUCAAAAACUUUCAGUCCCCGACUAAACAGUUAUUAA